This is a messenger RNA of Nannospalax galili (Upper Galilee mountains blind mole rat), 1879 nucleotides long. RefSeq names its product solute carrier family 10 member 6 (gene Slc10a6). NCBI's taxonomy places the organism in Eukaryota, Metazoa, Chordata, Mammalia, Rodentia, Spalacidae. Gene Ontology annotation, biological process: bile acid and bile salt transport. Bases 45 to 1166 code for a protein of 373 amino acids. The transcript is spliced from 7 exons. The record is from RefSeq and is a predicted model, not a curated record. Gene Ontology annotation, molecular function: bile acid:sodium symporter activity. Gene Ontology annotation, cellular component: membrane.
CCUGCCGAUGUUCACUUGUGUUCAUGCUGUCGUAAGGAGAUGAGAUGAGAGCAAACUGCUCCAGCAGCUCCUCUUGCCCUGCCAACAGCUCGGAGGAAGAGCUGCCCGUAGGACUGGAGGGACAUGGGAACCUGAAACUGGUUUUCACAGUGGUGUCAGCUGUGAUGGUGGGUCUGGUCAUGUUCUCCUUUGGAUGUUCUGUGGAGAUCCGGAAGCUCUGGUCACACCUCAGGAGACCCUGGGGCAUUGCAGUGGGACUGCUCUGCCAGUUUGGGCUCAUGCCUCUGACGGCCUAUCUGCUAGCCAUCAUCUUUUCUCUGAAGCCAAUCCAAGCUAUUGCUGUCCUCAUUAUGGGGUGUUGCCCUGGGGGAACCGUCUCCAACGUUCUCACUUUCUGGGUUGAUGGAGAUAUGGAUCUCAGCAUCAGUAUGACAACCUGCUCCACAGUGGCUGCUCUGGGAAUGAUGCCUCUCUGCCUUCAUCUCUACACCUGGUCCUGGAAGCUCAUGCAGAAUCUCACCAUUCCAUAUCAGAACAUAGGAAUUACCCUUGUGUCACUCAUCGUUCCAGUGGCCUUUGGUAUCUGUGUGAAUUACAGGUGGCCAAAACAAUCGAAAAUCAUUCUCAAGAUUGGGGCCGUUGCUGGUGGGAUCCUCCUUCUGGUGGUUGCAGUCACUGGUAUGGUGCUGGCAAAGGGAUGGGAUUUAGAUAUCACUCUUCUGAUCAUCAGCUUCAUCUUCCCUUUGGUGGGCCAUGUUACAGGCUUCCUACUGGCAUUGCUCACCCACCAAUCCUGGCAAAGGUGCAGGACGAUUUCCGUAGAGACCGGAGCUCAGAACAUUCAGUUGUGCAUUACCAUGCUCCAGCUGUCUUUCCCUGCACAGCACUUGGUGCAGUUGUUUAACUUCGCAUUGGCCUAUGGACUCUUCCAACUUUUGCAUGGAUUUCUCAUUAUUGCAGCAUAUCAGGCAUACAAGAGGAGACUGAAGAACAAACAGAGGAGGCAGCGCCUGGAUCGCACAGACAUCUACUAUGAGAAGAAACCCAGAGAGACCGGUGUUUUCUUGGAGGGGAGUGACGAAGCUGCUGUAACUCUGGAGCCGUUGGAACCAGUGUGUCACCACAGGGCUCUUGAGCCAAUUGACCACAUCUCUUCAUGUGAAUAGUGGGGACUUGCUGGGGAUCUGGCACCCUCUUCUCUCUGUGGGCAUUGCAGGACACGGGUAUGCUUACAUACAUGCAGGUAUAAUACUCACAAACAUAACCUAAAAAUGAACAAAUAAACAUUUUAAAAUGAAUUUAAGUGAUGUUAUCUUUAAGGGAUUAUCUUUUUUGAUUAUGUAUGUAAGGCAACUUAGAGGAAAUUUAAAGAAAGGCAAAUCUAAGUAGUGAAUGCCUUGUGCUUUCAUUCUCGAAAGAGCCACAAGCUCUUUAAAUCUACUUCUGUACAUCCAAUCAUUGGAAAAGCAUCAGGAUUGCUUCCUGUCUACUGUUUUGCAAGAUGCUUAAUGACAUAUUUCAGAUGAUCUUUGUGCACUUGUCUAUGUUGACCUACCUCAUUCUGUAGAACAGUGGCUGUUACAAGUGUUAUGUGAUAUAGGACCAUAAUUUAUUUGUUCCAUCUUUAUUUUGGAUAUUUAAAUACCUUUCAGUGUGGAGCUGCUAUGAAUGACUGCUUUGCCUUCAAGUGUGUGUUCCUGUAGCUCCCUUCCUGUGGCGGGAGCAGCCAGGCCCAGUGCCUCCCUCCCCAAAUCUUGGACAGAUUGCUUUCUGACGGUGCCUUACAGCUGUCUUGAAAGGGCUUGGGUUUUCAGUUUCACCAAUUUAAGAAAUGAUUUUUGAUCAUUUCAAUUUGUAAAAAUAUCUCAUUAAAUUAUAU